Messenger RNA from Stegastes partitus (bicolor damselfish), 3427 nucleotides. Its product is annotated as transcription factor Sox-9-A-like. Bases 385 to 1893 code for a protein of 502 amino acids. Gene Ontology annotation, biological process: heart development; positive regulation of chondrocyte differentiation; oligodendrocyte differentiation. NCBI's taxonomy places the organism in Eukaryota, Metazoa, Chordata, Actinopteri, Pomacentridae. The transcript has 3 exons. Gene Ontology annotation, molecular function: DNA-binding transcription factor activity, RNA polymerase II-specific; RNA polymerase II cis-regulatory region sequence-specific DNA binding. Gene Ontology annotation, cellular component: nucleus. The record is from RefSeq and is a predicted model, not a curated record.
CUCAAGCGUUCUGGGGAUUGUACUCGGGGACCAGAAAGGAGCUCUUUAUCGUUUCAUUCUGCAGAGCUGAAAACAAACUUUUACCAGCUGGCUUUUUUUUCCUCCCCCUUCUCUCCUUGCAAGUGCGGAUCCGUUUGCAGAAAACACACUGACCCAGGGAGUCUUGCAAGAAGCUCGUGCGUAAAGACACUCGCUGUCCAAAUCGGUUUUACGCGCGGCAACGGAGCGAGAGAGAAUCAGCUUUUUGCGCACUUUUCUGAGUUGACUGACUUUGCUUAGACGCAUCCUGGCAAGGUAAAGUCAAUUUAGAGGUUUUUCCUCUCGCGAGAAAGCAGAAUUAACUCUCCAAUUUCACGCGUAAUUUGGCACCAACAAGUUUUUCGUAUGAAUCUCCUCGACCCCUACCUGAAGAUGACGGAGGAACAAGACAAGUGUCUCUCUGAUGCCCCGAGCCCGAGCAUGUCCGAGGACUCCGCGGGCUCCCCGUGUCCCUCCGGCUCGGGCUCCGACACCGAGAACACCCGGCCGUCUGAGAACGGGCUGCUCAGAGCGGACGGAACCCUGGCCGACUUCAAAAAGGACGAGGACGAUAAGUUUCCCGCUUGCAUCCGCGAGGCUGUGUCCCAGGUGCUCAAGGGUUACGACUGGACCCUCGUGCCGAUGCCGGUGCGCGUAAACGGAUCUACUAAGAACAAGCCUCACGUUAAGAGACCGAUGAAUGCCUUCAUGGUGUGGGCUCAGGCUGCUCGGAGGAAGCUGGCGGAUCAGUACCCGCACCUUCAUAACGCGGAGCUCAGCAAAACUCUGGGCAAACUCUGGAGACUUCUCAACGAAGGGGAGAAGCGGCCGUUUGUGGAGGAGGCUGAGCGGCUCCGGGUGCAGCACAAGAAGGAUCACCCGGACUACAAAUACCAGCCCCGGCGGAGGAAGUCGGUGAAGAACGGACAGAGCGAGCAGGAGGACGGCAGCGAGCAGACGCACAUUUCCCCCAAUGCCAUCUUCAAAGCUCUCCAGCAGGCGGACUCUCCGGCUUCCAGCAUGGGAGAGGUGCACUCUCCUGGUGAGCACUCAGGCUCCCAGGGUCCCCCUACUCCCCCCACCACCCCAAAGACUGAUGUCAGCUCAGGCAAGAUGGACCUAAAGCGUGAAGUGGGCCUCCGCUCUCUGCCCGAUGGCCCCAGUGGACGCCAGCUCAACAUUGACUUCCGUGACGUGGACAUCGGCGAGCUGAGCAGCGAUGUCAUCUCCCACAUUGAGACCUUUGACGUCAACGAGUUUGAUCAGUACCUCCCACCCAACGGUCACCCGGGCUCCGCCAGCGGCCCUGGCAACGCCACGCCAGUCAGCUACACUGGCAGCUACAGCAUCAGCAGCGGAGCCCCAGUCAGCCCUCAGGCAGGAGGUGCGGCAGCCUGGAUGGCUAAAAGCCAGAACCAGCAGGGACAGCAGCAGCAGCAGCAGCAGCACACCCUGACCACCCUGGGGAGCAGCGGCGGCUCAGAAGCGGCUCAGGCCCAGCACAGGACCCAGAUCAAGACGGAGCAGCUGAGCCCAAGCCACUACAGCGAGCAGCAGGGCUCCCCCCAGCACGUCGCCUACAGCCCCUUCAACCUGCAGCACUACAGCCCCUCCUCCUCCUACCCGGCCAUCUCCAGGGCGCAGCAGUACGACUACUCCGACCACCAGGGGGGAGGCACCACCGCCUCCUACUACAGCCACGCGGGGGCGGGGCAGGGCUCGGGGCUGUACUCGACUUUCAGCUACAUGAGCAGCCCCAGCCAGAGGCCCAUGUACACUCCCAUAGCCGACAACACGGGGGUCCCCUCCAUCCCGCAGAGCAGCCCCCAGCACUGGGAGCAGGCUCCGGUUUACACCCAGCUCACCAGACCCUGAGCCGCCCGGCAGAACUGAGACAUGUACAGCCACACACAUCCAACACACCCCGAAACACUUUACUCCAGGGAGAGUUCUUCCCCUGAAUCAGACACUUGAAUUCAAAGAAGAGGAGAGCUGGACUUGUGAUUGGCUCACGUAGUGCCUUGCUAUUGUAUCAUGAUAGAAACUAUAUAUAUAUUUUUAGAGAGAUGAAAAGACUUAAGAAAAUCCUCUGUGAGGACUUAUUGAUUGUUGAUAUUCCAGUAGGUACUGUGUAUGUUUCCUUUUUUUUCUUCAUAUGCUGGCAGUUUGUAACCCAUGGGGGCAUGGGGGUGGGAGGGAGGGUUAGGAUAAUUAUUUGUAUCUGUAGAUAUAAAACAAAAAAAGUUUUAUAUUGUUUUGUUUUCAAACCAGUUCAGCAACUAACCAUUUGCGGUAGUGCAGAUUCUGGUCCGAUUUUAAGAGUUUCUGUUUUGUUUUUUUUAUUACUUUGUCGCUUUUCAUGUGCCAUUCAGCAAGUAUGGUUUGUAUCGAAGCUGUCCAAGUCAAGUGUCGUCGGGAAAGCUAUUAGGCAAUACGAGAGCAAAGAGAGAGACUUGGUUUCACAAUGCUGUGCUGUGUUGAGAGGCGACGGGGGGAGAGGGAGAGAGAGAGAGACUGCAGCCCCCUUCCACCAUCCGUGCCUUGGAUUUUACAUUUUUCCCCAAAACUUUUUUGUAUGUGUGCGUGUGUUUGUGUGUGCGUGCAACGGCCACAGCUGAGAUUACACUUACCGUCCGACAGCGUGUGUUUGACAGCUACAGGAUGUCACCUCUGACCCCAUGGGUGUCCCCCUGCAGUCUCCCCCGCCCUUCCAAUGCUGGUGUCCAACACACUCCCCCCACUCAAGCUUCCCUCCCCACCCGUCCCAGGUCAAAUCCAGUUUUUAACAUUUUUUUAUUUAUUUAUUAGCAUUAACUUUAUUUCAAAGUAAUUAUUUUGCAUACUAUUCUUAUAACUAAUGAAUUGUCCUCUUUGCAAUGUAGACAGCAUAUAAAUUCCCCCCCUCUCCCUUUUGUUUGUUUUUGAUUUUCAACCCAGGAGGUACUUAGACAAAAUGGUACAUGCUGUAAUCACCCCCUUUUUUUUGUUUUUUUUUUGGUUUAUUUAUCUUAUCUAAAUGUCUAUUUUAAGUAUGUAUUUGCCUUUUUUUCUGAGGGUCAGGGGGAUUAUCUAACAAAAAUGCGUAUGGAUUAUUUGUUAUUUGUGAAUUUUCUUUGAGUUCGACUUUAAUCUAUGGCUGAAAGAACUGGAAAAUGGUAUCUCAGUUACACAGUUUUUCUGUUAGGCUUUUUUUUUUUUGUUGUUGUUGUUGUGCGAUCACCAGAGGGACCUUCCAUCCUCUCUGCUCUGCAAGCUCCAUUUCCUUUUCUCUCAGUAUCAAAGAACUGAUGUUUCCAAUACUCUUUUUUUUUUUUUCUCCUGCGAUCUCGCCAUGUAUUUGUACUGUCUUUAAAGAAUCUUUUGUAUAUGUAUUUGCAAUAAAAAAAGAAAAUGCUAUUAAAAAAAAAAA